GAGGCGCCGACUUGCGGCGGCUCGUCGCCGUUGUUGGGAGUGUUUGGUGAAGUUGGGCUUCGGCCUGGUGUUUUUAGAAGGAGUGGGGUCGGCGGUGCGACACAGGAAGUAGCCGUGCUCGGUGGCGGUCAGACAUGCACAGGCGAGCUCUCCCUGUUUUGGCUUUUCUCCUGAACGUCGCGCGGACGUCAGGCGCGUCGCACGUCGUCACGGCGGACGUGGGGAGAGCGGUGGGAGACCUGACACACUUCUGGAGGAGCACCGGCUUCUGCCCUCCUCUCCCUCACACCCAGGCCGACCAGUUCGACCUGAGCGUCGACCAGCAGCUGAACCUGGCCUACGUGGGCUCCGUCCCCCAUGGAGGGAUCCAGCAGGUCAGGAUACACUGGAUGUUGGAGCUGGUCACUGCACAAGAUAUUGGAGGACGACCUCAGUACGACUUCACUAAACUGGACCGGCUGUUGGAACUCUUGUGGAUUAAUGGGCUCCGACCAGGCUUCGAACUGAUGGGCAGUGUCUCAAACUACUUCACCGACUUUGAGGAAAAAUCACAACUGGUCGAGUGGCGAAAUCUGGUUUACCUCAUUGCCAAGAGGUACAUAGACAAAUAUGGCCUGGCAAGUGUUUCUCAGUGGAGCUUUGAAACAUGGAACGAGCCCAACAACCACGACUUUGACAAUGUCACCGUGUCCAUUCAAGGGUUCCUAAACUACUACGAUGCCUGUUCCGAGGGUCUGCGUGCUGCCAGCACUCUCCUGAGGUUUGGGGGUCCUGGAGACUCCUGCCAUUCCCAGCCACACUCGCCGUACUGCUGGGCCAUGCUGCAGCACUGCUACAACGGCACCAACUACUUCACAGGGGAAACCGGCGUCAGGAUUGACUUCAUCGCUCUGCACAAGAAGGGAGGAGGCUAUUCAUUGCCCAUCCUUCAGCAGGAGAUCCAGACCGUGGGGGAGAUCCAAGAGCGUUUCCCUCGGUUCCGCAGCCUCCCCAUUUACAAUGAUGAGGCCGAUCCCCUGGUGGGCUGGUCCAGGCCUCAGGGGUGGAGGGCGGAUGUGACCUACGCUGCCAUGGUGGUGAAGGUGAUACAGCAGCACCAGGACCUGCUGCUGGCAGACCCCAACAGCACCAUCAACUACACCCUGCUUAGCAACGACAAUGCUUUCCUCAGCUACCACCCGCACGCCUUCACACAGCGCACUUUGACGGCGCGCUUCCAGGUCAACAACACGCAGCCGCCUCACGUCCAGUUCAUCAGGAAGCCCGUCCUCUCUGUCAUGGGCCUGCUGGCGUUGCUAGGAGAGACCCAGGUCCAGGCUCAGCAUCUGAACUCGGCAGGAGCCGGCAACAGCACAGUGGGAGUCCUCGCCACCAGCCACAAGCCUCUGACGCCAGGAGGCUCGGACAGCUGGCAGGCGGCAGCACUGGUCUACAACAGUGACGACAACCGCACCUCCACCUGCAUUGAUGACAUCACAGUCUUGCUGACGGGACUGGCUGCACAAAAGGGUCUUGUGUGUGUCACGUAUCACAUGGACAACAACGUAACCAACCCGUACCAGCUGUGGCAGAGCAUGGGCAGUCCCGACUUCCCCACAGCAGAACAGUUCCGACGGCUCAGGGCUGUGCAGGACCCUCGUGUCGAUGGACCCUGGGAAGUCCCUGCAGGCGACACUCUGACUGUAAAAGCCAAACUGCCCGUACCCUCCGUCCUCCUCGUCCAUGUAUGUGCCCAGCCCGAAGCCGCGCCAGACCAGGUGAAUGGACUACGCUUCGUCAGGAUCACCAAAGGCCAAGUCCUGGUUGUCUGGUCGGAUCACUGUGUUGAUUCCAAAUGCAUCAAGACGUUUGAGGUUGAAUUCUCCGCAGACCUGGAGACAUUCCGCAGGGUUAAUCCACAGGACACCAUUUUUACUUCAUAUGUCUACUCACCAGUGGACAGAGACGUCGGUGGCCUGUACAGAGUUCGAGCUGUGGACUACUGGGGAAGACCAGGGCCACAUUCGCUGCCAGAGAAGUAUUCAGAGGAGCACUAGACCAAGGUUGAGUCUGAGAGUUUUUAUAUUGUGUUUCGGAAUUGUUUUAUACAUUUUUUAUAGAGAUCAAUGUGCUGAUUUUACUCUUUGUUAUACAGCACAUGUCGCAGGUGAUUGAUUUAGCGUUGUUUCAUUCGCUCAUUCCCGUUACACCAAAAAAGUUUAUUAUUUAUGCUCACGAUCUGUUGUGCUCAUGUUCUACUUGACACUAAGAUGGGCAUCACAUUUUUGAUAACAGUAAUUUUGGAAACAAAUGUUAAAAAAAAAAAAUAAGACUGAACAGAAUAAUCAUCAGUAAACAUUACCAACAUUUCUGAGAUGAAUAUAGCUAUUGAACACAUCCUGUCAAGGUGGAAACCUUUUUAGGGUUAUUACUCUGAAUCAAAUUACAUGGCAACAUGUAAUAUUAAUCUUUUAAUAAAAAAUAAAAAGUAUGACUCGGCCAUAUACUAUAUAUUUUUGCAAUUGUAAACAAAUCCCAUGAACAGACCAAAAGGAUAAGCGGUAUCGAUUAUGUAUGGAUGUUUACAACUGCAGUGUUGAAAUUAGUUUUACUGUUAAUGCGUUCCAUAUAGUGUCACAUGUCCUGUCAAUGGUAUGGAAGGAGGAGUAAAAUAUAUUUUUUAUAAUUUCCCUUUUAAUUAAAGUUGCAUUCUGUUUUGUAUUCUA
Molecule: messenger RNA, 2705 nt
Organism: Scophthalmus maximus (turbot)
Lineage: Eukaryota; Metazoa; Chordata; Actinopteri; Pleuronectiformes; Scophthalmidae
Gene: idua
Product: alpha-L-iduronidase
Exons: 14
Coding region: 135-2036 (633 amino acids)
Biological process (GO): carbohydrate metabolic process
Molecular function (GO): L-iduronidase activity
Source: RefSeq, a predicted model, not a curated record